CGUCCUGAAGUCUCUGGGCCACCCGGAGGAGAUCUACAACCUGUUGAAAUUUAAAAUGGGAGGCUGCCGAGCCGUCAUGCCCAAAUUGGAUUACGUGAGUACAAACGGAUAAACACGUCACGUCCGUGCAGAGAGAGAAUGGAGGAUUCUUAUUUUGUGCACGAGGUUGGUUGAUAUGUGAUGGAACGGUUUUGACGACAAUGUGACCCCGACGGUUUCAAAACGAACGAUUUCAAACCUUGCAUUUAAUAUCAACAAAAUGAUCCUGAAUUUAAUGGAAAGGGCUUUCCUGCCGAAGUAGCCACAGCUUUGUGCUCUUACACUUGUCCGCCACCAGAUGUCGACAGGAACCACAUAAAGAUCCAGCUGCAGACAACAUUUCGACGUUCAGUACGUUCGAUUUGGAACAUGUUACCGGUGAUGCAAAACUACUAGUGGGCAUAUUUGGUGCCGCUGGUAGGAUCCAGGAGGCUACUAGUGCGUGACACAUAGUAGUAGUACUAGUAAGGUUGACUGAAUACUAGUUGGCCAAAAGAGGCACUAGUAGUACAAAUGGUGCUCGUUGCGCCCUAGUCGUUCUUCAAGUGCAGUGAUUCUCAAGCGGGGACUUCCUUCAGUAGUGGUACACGAAAGAAUCUGAAUUAAGUCCAAAUAAAUGAAUGAAUAUAUUUUAUAUGACAUUUUAUACUUUAAUAUACUACAUCCAUGUUAGAGAGUCGAAAUAGGUGGUUUUGGCCUCCCCUAUUUUGACUACGUCUAAAAAUAAAACAUUUUUGGGAGAUGCUAGGUUUCUAGGGAAUAAAACCUAAGCCAUGUGUGUGGUUUUUUUUUUUUUUUUUUUUUUUUAAAUGAACACCUAGGCCUACUACACCACUGUACUUUUUAAUGUUGGACAUUGUGGUGGUACUUGAAGAGAUGAAUAAGUAUUUCUUUAGGUGGUACUCGGUGUAAUUUGUUCGAGAAGCAGCUGUGCUCGUGCACCAAAUUGUCUUCCUCGCGAGGACAGAGUGCGACCACCUUGCCACAUUCAAUAUGGCGGCACGCGCGCAGCAGCGCACGCCGCGGUCUCUUCCUCUAAGUCUACGCCGCUCGCGCCUCGCUGGCGGAGGAAGGCGGGGCUCCGUUUGUUGCCCCCCUCGGAGGUCGGCUCCCGCGGCUCGUCGCUCGUUCGUCCGCUCGUCGCUCCACGGAGCGCGCAUGGCCGCCGGCGCGUGCUGCAAGUGUCCCGUCUCGCUGGCCGCGUUCAAGCGCUCCCUGUCGGUGGCCGCCUGUCCCCGCUCGCUGCUGUCGGGCCGGAGGUUCGGCGAGCGCGGCCUGCGGGAGGCCGUCGCCCGGCCGUCCGGGGCCGCGAGGGCGGCGGGGGCGGGCGGCGGUCGUCACGCGGCCUCGUGUUGUGUGUCGUGCCAGGAGUCCAUGAGCCAGAGCCUGCGGACGUGUUACGUGUACCUGAACCAGACCAGCAGGAGCUUCGCGGCCGUCAUUCAGGCCCUGGACGGCGAGCUCAGACACGCCGUGUGCAUUUUCUACUUGGUGUUGCGGGCGCUGGACACGGUGGAGGACGACAUGAGCAUCCCGCUGGACACGAAGGUCCCCAUGCUGCACGAUUUCCACACCUACCUGUACCAGGACGCCUGGAGCUUCAGCGAGAGCCGCGAGAAGGACCGGCAGGUUCUGGAGGACUUCCCCACGAUAUCUUUGGAAUUCCGAAAUCUGGCUCAAGAGUACCGGGAGGUGAUCUCGGACAUCUGCCGCCGGAUGGGAGUCGGAAUGGCCGAAUUCCUGGAGAAGAAAGUGGGAUCCAUGAAGGAGUGGGACAAGUACUGCCACUACGCGGCGGGGCUGGUGGGCGUCGGCCUGUCUCGCCUGUUCUCGGCGUCGCGGCUGGAGGACCCCGAGGUGGGCCGGGACGCGGACUUGGCCGACUCCAUGGGCCUGUUCCUCCAGAAGACCAACAUCAUCCGAGACUAUCUGGAGGACACGAAGGAGGGACGCGCCUUCUGGCCGCGAGAGGCGUGGAGCCAGUUCGCGGGCCGUCUGGAGGAGUUCGCGCAGCCCGAGAAGCUGGAAUCGGCGCUGUCGUGUCUCAACCUGCUGGUCACGGACGCGCUGCGCCACGUGCCGGACGUCAUCGCCUACCUGGCCCGCCUCCGCAACCGGAGCGUCUUCAAUUUCUGCGCCAUCCCUCAGGUGAUGGCGAUAGCGACGCUGUCCUCGUGCUACAACAACCCGCUGGUGUUCCAGGGCGUGGUGAAGAUCCGCAAGGGGCAGGCGGUCACGCUCAUGAUGGAGGCCACCGACAUGCCGGCCGUGCAGAACAUCAUCAGCCAGUACAGCCAAGAGAUGGUGCACAAGGUGUCGCCGGCCGACCCGUCGCGGGCCGAGACCCUGCGCGUGCUGGCGCUGAUCCGGGAGAAGUCUCGGCCGUCCGGCCCGCCCGUCAGGAGCCGCCGCCUGUCGCCCGUCUACCUGUCGGCCGCCAUGCUGCUGGCCGCCGUCAGCUGGCAGUACCUCGGCGCCACGGCGGCGCAGGGUGCCGGCGACGUGCACGGACAGUAAACAAAAGAACAAAAGGACUCGUGACGGCCCCUGGGAUUCGCUUCUCCAGCGGGUGGACACGCUGCAAAUAAGCGCUACUAGCAGGUGGUAUGGAAGGCCGUUUGAGCCACGCCUAAAAAAAAAAGUCAGGAGAACUGUACUGUUCAAAAUCAGUUCAUGCUACACCUCCACAAUUCAGUGCUACAUAGUUCUCAGCAAUUCUCUUCAAAUGUUUGUAAUGUAUAGAGAAACAAAUUACACUUCACGGGGUCUCAGUAUAUGACGGAAGUGGCACUAGUAGCGGGGAAAAAAACUUUACUGGUAAGACACGGACGGUUGUUCUGGAUUGUCUUCGUAGUAAGGACAAAGAGCGUAGCAGCACCGUCAAGGCUGUCGCCGAACCUCUCCGGCCGCUCGCCGUCGCGUCGGAACCCGCUUUGCACGCACUUUGGCAUUCGCCGGCAUCUCGGACUCGCUGUUUUUAUGGUUCGCUUGCUCUUUGGCCUUUCGGGGGUUGAAAACUCCCGCAUCCUGGUGAAAGGUGAAAUAUUUUAGAGCUCCCCAAAACUCACUCGGUCGAAUUCCAGGGCUCGUACGAGGGAAUUCUUGAAGAAAAACCGAGCCCCCGACGGCAGUUUUAUCGAGGGACACGACAACGUCGAUCGUAACGGGACGCACGGGGAAGUCUCAAGGACCCGUGGCCUACGUUGGACAGGAAGCCGCCAUUUUGGGGCAAAAUGUACUUUGACAAAUUCAUUUGGAAGAUUGGCCAUGAAAAAGGGCAGCUUGGAUUUCCGUCUGCUUGAAUAUCCCCGUGGAAAAUUUCUGGCUCUCCAAACAGUUUUUGUUUGAAUUUUGUUUGGCGUUCUCUUAUAAACUCUUAUUUUGCUCAAAUUAGGUCCGCAUGUAACCGUUAAGAAUAACCCGAAGCCUGUAGAAAUAGAAUUUGUAUCAUUCUGAGGUGUUUUAUACUUAAAAAGGGAAAUGUUUGAAUCGUGAGGCCGCUAGCGAAGUGUCCUUUAAAGAACUUUGGCCAGCACAAAGACACCAAAGCUAAAAAGCUAAAAAUGUCGAUCACACGACAUUUCUGUGUCGUGUGAUCGUCAUUAGACGAGAGUAUGUACAUAUCGGAGCAAAUAAAAGAAGCUGGAAAGGAAAUGAGCAAUGUGCAGUGAUUUUGGCAACGAGCAGAUUGCGUUCAAGGGUGUACGUUCUUUUCGCAGCAAUUCGAGCCUUGCGCGACCUGAGAAUUUGACAGCAUCACCGAUUUAUCGACAGAGCGUGACAAACUAGUCAUGAAACCGCCGUGUGACCUGCGUGAUGUGCCACUUGUAAAAAUGACAACAACCAGUUUCUUUCUUUCUUAUUUAGCUAACACAGCCGAGUAGGGAAUCGAGUGUGAUUAUUUGCUAAAAACAAAAAAAGUUUAUGAGUUUGAACAUGAAAUAUCUCGUCUUUGUAGUGUAUUCAAUGAAAUAUAGGUGGAACGUGAUUUGCCAA
Phycodurus eques (leafy seadragon) is the source of this 4035-nucleotide messenger RNA. RefSeq names its product farnesyl-diphosphate farnesyltransferase 1 (gene fdft1). The record is from RefSeq and is a predicted model, not a curated record. Gene Ontology annotation, biological process: cholesterol biosynthetic process; farnesyl diphosphate metabolic process. The transcript is spliced from 7 exons. Lineage: Eukaryota; Metazoa; Chordata; Actinopteri; Syngnathiformes; Syngnathidae. Gene Ontology annotation, cellular component: endoplasmic reticulum membrane. Gene Ontology annotation, molecular function: squalene synthase [NAD(P)H] activity. Bases 1033 to 2556 code for a protein of 507 amino acids.